AUAAAGCAAUUAUUAGUCUCUUCUUCUUCUUCUUCUUCCCCUUUUAUACAUGUCGAUUUCAUUUCUUCAAAAACUGAGCAAAAGAGAAAAAGAUGUCUGAUUAUUUGCCUGCAGAAGUGAUCCUUGAAAUCCUUAAAAGGCUCCCAAUAAAGUCAUUGGUGAAAUGCAGGUCAGUUUGUAAGACCUGGAACAGUCUCAUUUGCAACCCGUCUUUCAUUUCAACCCAUUUACAAGCUUCACUUUCAGAACCCAACAACACUCCUUUCAUCCUCCUUAGGUGCUUUAAAAAGGGCAAAGAAAACUACUUUUUACAUUAUGAUAAUGAUGACUUUGAUGAGUUCAAGCAGCUUCAAUUCCCUGUUUUUGGGUGUUUGUCUUGUUCUGCAGUGGUUGGUUCUUGCCAUGGGUUAGUUUGUCUUACUUUUUUACCACAAGAUGUUUUGAAUUUCAUUUUUUGGAACCCUUCCAUUCAAAAAUACAUUACAUUGCCUCAACCAAAUAUUUGCUGCUAUACUGAUGAUGUACGUUUAAAUUUUGGGUUUGGGUUUGAUUCGAGAACCAAUGAUUAUAAGCUACUUAUAGUUGGGGUUGAAAAAGGUGAGACGUUGAUUGAACCCUAUUUGUUUUCACUUAAUGAAAAUUGUUGGAAAAGGGUUACUCCCGCUUCACCUAAGUAUGCUGUUGAAGCAGGGAUUUCAUCCACUUUUGUUAAUGGGGCACUCCAUUGGUUAGGGUAUCAGAGAGGGAAAAAUGGUGGAUUCAGUAAUGCAAUUUUGGGGUUUGAUUUAAGUAGUGAGGAGUUUCUUGAGAUAAGUUUGCCAGAAACUUUAGUUUGGUUGUGUCCUAUGGAUUUAUCAACUAUGAGAUAUGGGGAAUCUUCCAUUGCAGUGCUUAAAAGAGAUUGGGAAGAUGGUGAGUUGUUUGAAUUGUGGGUCAUGAAGGAGUAUGGUGUGGUUGAGUCAUGGACUAAGGUGUUAGCAUUACAUUUGAUUGACCAAAGUGGAUGGUUCCCAAGGGUAUUGGGAUUUAGGAAGAAUGGGGAAGUCUUAUUGCAAGUGGAUGAUGGAGAGAUGGCUUCACUUGAUUUGAACUGCCAACAGAUGGAGCCUCAUGGAGUUGAGGUUGGGGCGGAAUUGUUAUAUGUUGGUAGUUACGUGGAGAGCCUAGUGUUACUCGACAAAGCGGUUGAUGUCCGCAGUGUGAGUGAUGCAAUUCAUGCUAUAGAUUCAAGUGAUUCUGACGAAUCAAGUGAGGGAGAGUGUGAAAUCACAUAGGACUGGGGUAUUGGGAACGCAGCGGAUGUUCAAACCGUUGAAGCAUAAAUUUGCCUUUUCAUCAAGGAACAGGCAUUCAAUAUGGUCUUUUAUCAUAUGUCUGCACUGCACUGCAGUGCACUGCACUGCAUGUUUUGUUUUAGUUAGAAUAGACUCGUGGUUGUACUGAGUCAUCCCUAGGCAGUUUUGUGACAUCCAUUUGAAAUGGCACAAACGGUCUUGCUAAUCUUGAACAGCCUCUUUAAAUCAAUUUUAGCAUAUAAAUUAAAGAGGGAAUUCUGUAUUUGGUUGGUUUUCUUUUUGGGUAAAAAAGAGACGGUAUCUUGGAGAGAUUGUAAAUGUUGAUACCUUUUAAAGGUCAUUGCAUGGACCAUUGAGCUAAACCUUGGGUUGGGUUACUUUUUAUUGCAAUGCAAGGGAAACAUGUUGUAUCCAAAGAUAUUGCCUAAUAUAGCAAGCAGGGACUGAUAACUAGUAAUGAUGAAAGAUUGCCGUGUUUAUGA
This is a messenger RNA of Gossypium raimondii (Peruvian cotton), 1777 nucleotides long. Its product is annotated as F-box/kelch-repeat protein At3g23880. The record is from RefSeq and is a predicted model, not a curated record. The transcript has 2 exons. Gene Ontology annotation, molecular function: protein binding. NCBI's taxonomy places the organism in Eukaryota, Viridiplantae, Streptophyta, Magnoliopsida, Malvales, Malvaceae. Bases 93 to 1274 code for a protein of 393 amino acids.